AUGUGGCCACCCAUCAACCCAUCAUAUCUCAAAUUGGCCCUCAAAUUUAAGCAUACACUAUGGUUCACAAUAAGUAUGGCAAAGAAGAAACAAGUGUCAGGGUUUACGAGUGACACCAAGUUUCAUUGCCCAGAAUGUGAGAAAGAGAUUCCUGUUGGAACAGGCAGUCAAGCAAAUCUGCAGUGGCAUAUCGACUUGUAUGGAUACUAUGGGGGUGAAGUGUCGUCUCAUGUAGUAAUGGAUCCAAAAAUCAAAGGGUGGGCCCUGAGUUCUAAUUAUAUUGGUGUCCAUUCAAUGCAACAACAAAAUCCAUCCAUCCAUGAGGUUCAUGUCAUAUAA
Laccaria bicolor S238N-H82 is the source of this 339-nucleotide messenger RNA. RefSeq lists its product as uncharacterized. The record is from RefSeq and is a predicted model, not a curated record. The transcript is spliced from 5 exons. Bases 1 to 339 code for a protein of 112 amino acids. Lineage: Eukaryota; Fungi; Basidiomycota; Agaricomycetes; Agaricales; Hydnangiaceae.